Molecule: messenger RNA, 1372 nt
Organism: Rhodamnia argentea
Lineage: Eukaryota; Viridiplantae; Streptophyta; Magnoliopsida; Myrtales; Myrtaceae
Product: mitochondrial arginine transporter BAC2-like
Exons: 2
Coding region: 242-1177 (311 amino acids)
Biological process (GO): transmembrane transport
Molecular function (GO): transmembrane transporter activity
Source: RefSeq, a predicted model, not a curated record
AGAGAGAGAGAGAGAGAGCGCUUAUAUAUCGCAACGUUGGUGAAAGAUAUCUAGACCCGAGAAGGGUGGUGAUGUGAUAUUUGUUUCCUGAGACAGAGAUAAGAGAGAGAGAGAGUGUGUGUGUUUGAUCCGUGUACGCGAAAACAAAAAAGGGGGUGACGAGUAUAUGUCCGCGAGAGGUAAAGAUGGAUCGAAUGAGGGAGAUUAUAUAUCGUCGUUUGCGUUAGUAUAGUUGUGGAACAUGGAGUUCUGGCCGGAGUUUCUCGCGAGCAGUUGGGGCAGAGAAUUUGUGGCUGGCGGGUUCGGGGGCACCGCUGGGGUGAUCUCCGGUUACCCUCUCGACACCCUCCGGAUAAGGCAGCAGCACCUGGGGUCGGGCUCGGCCGUCAGCAUCCUCAGGAAAAUCAUCCACGAUGAAGGGCCAGCCGCUCUGUACCGGGGCAUGGGCGCACCCUUGGCUUCCGUCACGUUUCAGAACGCCAUGGUAUUCCAAAUUUACGCCAUCCUUUCUCGAGCAUUUGACUCGUCUGUUUCGCCGAAAGACCCUCCUUCAUACAAGGGUGUUGCUCUGGGUGGGGUUGGCACUGGGGCUGUACAGAGCCUCAUCCUCACCCCUGUAGAACUGAUCAAGAUUCAGCUUCAAUUACAGGACAGAAAACACGCCCAAACUCAUCAACAGCAGCAUCACAGGGGACCGGUAAGUGUCGCCAAGUCCAUAUACAAACGCGAAGGGUUAAAGGGCAUGUACCGCGGACUAGGGAUCACCGUCCUUAGGGAUGCGCCUGCCCAUGGAGUCUAUUUCUGGAGUUACGAGUACAUGAGAGAGAAGCUCCACCCAGGCUGCAGGAAGAACGGGCAUGAAAGCUUAAGGACGAUGCUCAUAGCAGGAGGGCUAGCUGGAGUAGCAAGCUGGGUUUUUUGCUAUCCAUUGGAUGUGUUGAAAACGAGGCUACAGGCUCAGUCCCAACUAUCCCCGACGAAAUACAAUGGCAUAGUUGAUUGUUUCUGCAAGAGCGUACAAGCAGAUGGGUAUGGCGUUCUGUGGCGAGGACUAGGGACUGCAGUCGCCAGAGCUUUCAUGGUGAAUGGUGCUAUUUUUUCUGCUUAUGAGACUGCUCUUAGGUGCUUGUCCAACAGCAAGGACCACACAAACAGUCAAACAGAAAAUGCCACUUAAGUGUGUACAAGUUAGCACAGCUUUGUCUUGGGGUAACAGACCACAGAUAAGCCAGAGAGUAUUGUCGUGUCAAUGAGUUCACAUACAUUCAACAUUGUGCCCAGAUACUCACAGAUUUGAUAGAUGGGAUUAUGUCAAUCUUUCAUCUACUUGAAACUGCAGUGCUUUCUCAAUGACAUACAGAAAAUUUGCAGC